Cryptotermes secundus is the source of this 2566-nucleotide messenger RNA. Its product is annotated as zinc finger protein 239-like. Gene Ontology annotation, molecular function: DNA-binding transcription factor activity, RNA polymerase II-specific; RNA polymerase II cis-regulatory region sequence-specific DNA binding. The transcript has a single exon. Gene Ontology annotation, biological process: regulation of transcription by RNA polymerase II. The record is from RefSeq and is a predicted model, not a curated record. NCBI's taxonomy places the organism in Eukaryota, Metazoa, Arthropoda, Insecta, Blattodea, Kalotermitidae. The coding region runs from base 1415 to 2299 and encodes 294 amino acids.
CCUGAGUGAGAUAAAGCCAGUCUGCAACUUUCCAUCCAAUGUCUUAGAUCCAUCAUCCUCCCAUCUACACCUAGGUCUUGUAGCAGUGUCUUUCCUUUGGGUUUUGCUGCAGAUGUGUUGUAUGCAUUUCACCUUUCUUCUGUGCUUGCUGUGUACCCUGAUAAGUAAAUCAAGUUAUGUUGGCUGCACAUCAUGGCUUCACUCAACUUUGUUGGAGGCUGGUCGCAUCCAAUUGUGAUGGGUGUUUUCCAUUCCUUAUUCUGGUGGUGUUAGUGCUGUGUGUUUGCGUAGAUGUGCCCUCACCACAGCACAUGCAGUGUGUGGUGAACAAUGCCCAGCCCAUUACAUUCACAGGAAUGUUGGUGUCACAGGGUGAGAUGUUUGUACAGAUAUGUGUUUGUGUGUGGUGAAUUCUCUGUCAGAAGGUUUUACAUUGCAGUGAGUGUAAGGAGAAAGGUGACAGUCAUCUUGCCAAAUGAUCUAGAAUAAAAGCAUGUGAACUCAUUUCAUGAAGCAGCCGAUUCAGCACACAAAUAUGGCGUUUUGCUGUACAGAAAUGGAUUUUGAUUCAGAAUGUAUAUGGAUAAUGAUUGUGGUGACUGACUUGCAUGUGUUAGAUUUCAGAAGAAUUAAUUUUUGUGACAUGAUCUUAUGUAAAAGAGAUUUCUGUGGUGUUGGGUGCCAGAGAAACAGGUUCCCCUUAAGAGACUUUUUGUGAUCAGGCUUCACAUCAGGUGAAUGACCCCCUGUUGUCAUUUAAAAGUAUUACUCUGUCUUACAUCAUGCCUGAAGGCAUUCAUAUUUUCUUCUUCCUUUUCCCUAGUGGCAUCUGUUGGAGGUUUAACCGACCUUUUGGUGUUUCUGAUGCUCAUUUGAUAUUUGUGGCAGGGUUUAUUUAGUACAUUGCCUCCAGUUUCUGAGUUACUUGUUUAGUGUGUCACAAUGUAAAACAUAUUUCUUGUAUAGCAGUAGAGUAAGAUAUAUGAUUGCAGUUGUAAUAGAAUUAGGAGAUGGUGCAGGUAGGAUGUUUUCUUAAUUUUUCAUCGUUACUGAUGUGGUCGUACCAGUAGCAGGAGUACCAGCUGUUCUGAUGGAGAAUUUCUUGGAUUUCCAUAGUUGUUACAUUAAAGAAGCCUGGAAUAUUACCCCUAUUUUGGUUACAACCACUUUCUCUUGAAUCCCUUCCUGUCACCCAUACCCUUGUAUUGUGUGACUAGUAAAUGCAGUUUGAUGAACCAUUCUUUGUGGCCACUGUUACUGCCAUGUUCUCAGCCUGCCUUCCCUUGAUUCUUAAUAAUGCAAGCACUUGUGUUACAGUUCUGAUGAAUUCAUCGGUGAAGGGGGAAUAAGUUCUUUAUCAGAGUAUGUAAAGAAGCCCCUCAGUUAUGAAAAUUGUGGGAAAGGAAGUGGACAUAUGCCCAACACUGCAGUGAGUCCUUUCAAAUGUGAUGUUUGUCAGAAAGAAUUCUCAGACAGUGCUGAGUUUGUCAAGCACCGACGCAAACAUACUGGUGACAGACGUUACAGAUGUGACAUUUGUGGGAAGGAUUUCUCAGACCUUAAUUACCUCGUUGGUCACCGCCGUGUUCACACUGGUGAUACACCUUUCAAAUGUGAAAUCUGUGGGAGAGGAUUUUCACAGAAUGGAAAUCUCGCUGAUCAUCGACGCACACAUACAGGGGAAAAACCUUUUAUAUGUGAGAUGUGUGGGAAGGGGUUCUCUCAGAGUAGGAAUCUCGCUAAACACCGUCGUACACACACCCGAGCUGAGCCCUUCAAGUGUGACAUUUGUGGCAAAGGAUUUACUCGACCAGAAAAUCUUGAUUCUCACCGACGUGGACACACCGGAGAUGAGCCUUUCAAGUGUGACAUUUGUGGGAAGGGUUUCUCACGCACAGGGAAUCUUAUUAACCAUGAGCGUACACAUACAGGCGAGAAGCCCUUCACAUGUCUUGUGUGUGGGAAAUCUUAUGCCCAGCGGGGAAACCUGGUCACACACUCCCGCACCCACACAGGCCAUAAGCCUUUCAAAUGUGACAUCUGUGGGAAAGGGUUUUCACAGAAUGGACAUCUGGUUUAUCACCUGCGCACACACACUGGUGACAAGCCUUACCACUGUGACAUAUGUCGCAAAAGGUUCUCACGGAGCGGAUAUCUUGUAGUACACCGUCGCAGCCAUACAGGUGACAGACCAUUCAGCUGUGAGAUUUGUGGGAAAGGCUUCUCACAGAGGACAAAUCUCUUUAAGCAUGCUCGUACACACAAACAAGAUAAGCUUCCUGCUGAGGUACCUGAUUGAGAGACUAAGGUUUCAUAUGUAAAAUGUGGAAUUCACACAUGUAGAAUAUUUUUAAGUACCUCAGUCAGUUACUGGUCAUGGCUUCAUGUAUCAACAGGUUUUCCAUUUUGAUACAGUUUUGCCAUCAAUGGUGCUUGGGUCUUGUUCGUGUAACACAGAAACAAAUGGUGGCAUCUGCACCAGGAGAUUGACAUUUGUUGGGGCUAGUGCUGUAAUGGUACCUGAAACUAGCACUCUUAUGACAACUCUCAAAAUACUGUUGCAUUU